This is a messenger RNA of Penicillium verhagenii, 1044 nucleotides long. RefSeq names its product electron transfer flavoprotein subunit alpha/FixB family protein. The record is from RefSeq and is a predicted model, not a curated record. Lineage: Eukaryota; Fungi; Ascomycota; Eurotiomycetes; Eurotiales; Aspergillaceae. Gene Ontology annotation, molecular function: flavin adenine dinucleotide binding; electron transfer activity. The transcript has 3 exons. Bases 1 to 1044 code for a protein of 347 amino acids. Gene Ontology annotation, cellular component: mitochondrion.
AUGAUUCCAAUCGCCAGAUACUCUGCUCUGCGGGCCGUUCGCUCGCAGAUUUCCCCCGCCCGCGCGCUCAACCAGUCAGCGUUAGCUCGCCUCCUCUCGACCCUCGCCGUCCUCGAACAGCGCGAUGGCAAGCUACAGAGCUCCUCUCUAUCCGCUAUUGCUGCGGCAAAAAAGCUGGGUGGACCAGUGACAGCUUUCUUGGCCGGCACUGGUGUCAAGAGCACUUCCGCCGCUGAGGCCGCUAAGAUCAAGGGCCUGGACAAGGUUGUUGCUGUGGAGAACGAUGCUUAUGAAAAGGGCCUUCCUGAGAACUACGCUCCUCUCCUCGUCGAAAACAUCAAGAAGGGCGAAUACACCCACAUCGUUGCUGGACACUCAGCCUUUGGCAAGAACGUCCUGCCCCGCGUGGCCGCUCUUUUGGAUGUCCAACAGGUCUCAGAUAUCACUGGAAUCGAGAGUGAAGACACCUUUGUUCGUCCCAUCUAUGCUGGCAACGCAAUCCUGACCGUGCAGUCCAGCGACAACAUCAAGGUGAUCACCGUGCGAGGCACCGCUUUCCAGGGCGUUGAGACCGAGGGCGGCUCCGCCGAGAUUGUGGAUGGACUAGACCCGAACACCCCCGGACUGACUGAGUGGGUAUCCGAGGAACUCACCAAGUCUGAGCGCCCCGAUCUUUCCACCGCCACCCGCGUUGUUUCUGGUGGCCGUGGCCUCAAGUCGAAGGAGGAGUUUGAUCGCAUUAUGGUUCCGUUGGCCGACUCUUUGGGUGCUGCUAUCGGUGCUUCCCGUGCCGCAGUGGACAGCGGCUUCGCCGACAACAGUCUGCAGGUUGGUCAGACUGGUAAGAACGUUGCUCCCGAGCUUUACCUCUGCGCCGGUAUCUCCGGUGCCAUUCAACACUUGGCCGGUAUGAAGGACAGCAAGGUCAUUGCGGCCAUCAACAAGGACCCCGAGGCCCCCAUCUUCCAGGUUGCUGAUGUUGGUCUGGUGGGUGAUCUAUUUGAGAAGGUGCCCGAAUUGACCGAAAAGUUGAAGAGCGCUUAG